AUGGGGGGGCCUCACUGCCAGCUGGCCAACAGUGCGAGGCUGCGUGAGGUGUGCCCACUGCCUUGUCCGGUCGUGUGGCGCUGCUCCAGCUUCCUGAUCAAGAGGAAGAAGAAGACACCCAGCACCCAGCCAGAUAACCCGAAGGCUCACAACUCCUUCUGCUACAACAGGCUUGUUUCACCGCAAGACUGUGGGCAUGGGUGGGCACGGGUGGGCACCGAGCUGCUGACCAAAGGCAUGGUGCAGCGGAGAUCCGGCCAGCGAAACCCUGCCACCUCCAGCGUGAGGACUGCUGUCAACAAGAAUGCCCGGGCCACCCUCAGUAGCACCAGGCACACGACCCGCAAGAGCAAGUACCGCCCAGAUGUGUACAUGGCUGCCAGAAGCCUGUGCUGGUGA
Messenger RNA from Leopardus geoffroyi (Geoffroy's cat), 399 nucleotides. Its product is annotated as 60S ribosomal protein L28-like. Gene Ontology annotation, biological process: translation. Lineage: Eukaryota; Metazoa; Chordata; Mammalia; Carnivora; Felidae. Bases 1 to 399 code for a protein of 132 amino acids. Gene Ontology annotation, molecular function: structural constituent of ribosome. Gene Ontology annotation, cellular component: cytosolic large ribosomal subunit; ribosome. The record is from RefSeq and is a predicted model, not a curated record. The transcript is spliced from 2 exons.